Triplophysa rosa is the source of this 2218-nucleotide messenger RNA. RefSeq names its product ankyrin repeat domain 34Bb (gene ankrd34bb). Gene Ontology annotation, molecular function: protein binding. The record is from RefSeq and is a predicted model, not a curated record. NCBI's taxonomy places the organism in Eukaryota, Metazoa, Chordata, Actinopteri, Cypriniformes, Nemacheilidae. The coding region runs from base 199 to 1866 and encodes 555 amino acids. The transcript is spliced from 3 exons.
UUAUCAUUUGAAUCUGACAACUCCAGCUCAACACUGGAUUACCUGCCUAUAAAAAUGAGAUGCUACAGCAACACGCUACUGGGAAUCUAGAGCAGCGAUUGGGUUAUUAAAUGCUGAACUCCAACAAGAAAUCUGAAGGACCUGUGAACCACUGAGCCACUGUGACAUUAGCCUCUCAACGCUCAAGACCACAUAAUAAUGGAGGACUCGACAGAGGUGCGGACAGAUGGAAACUCCUUGCUGAAAGCCGUAUAUCUCUGUCGCCUGAGGCUGACACGCUUGCUUUUGGAAGGGGGGGCUUACAUUAAUGAAAGCAACGAGAGGGGAGAAACCCCACUGAUGGUGGCCUGUAAAAGCCACCAUGCUGAUGCUCAGAGUGUGCCGAAACCCAAGAUCAUCAGGUAUCUUCUUGAAAACGGCGCAGACCCUAACAUUCAAGACAAGUCCGGUAAGACGGCCCUAAUGCAUGCCUGCAUAGAACGAGCGGGGGAUGAGGUCCUGUCUCUUCUCCUGUCCAGCGGAGCAGACCCCAGUUUGGAAGACCACAACGGGUCUUCCGCUCUGGUUUACGCUGUAAAUGCUGGAGACAAAGAUGCGUUACGGGUACUACUGGAUGCUUGUAAAGCCAAGGGCAAAGAAGUCAUCAUUAUUACAAUGGAUAAACUACCCUCGGGAAGACAAAUGACCAAACAGUACUUAAAUGUACCACCUCCACCAAAUCUCGAAGAGCGGUUGCACUGUGCCCCUGCAUCAUGUAUGUCCCCCUCUGAAAUCAAAAUCUGCACACCUCAUAUUUCACCGCACUCCAACAACCAGCCUGAAAGCCCCUUUUUAACUUUAAGGGAGAAUCAAAGUCUGGGCUCCACUUCAGCACUUUGCACAUCCAAGCCAGGGUCGCCAAUUCAAGAUUCAAGUCCUCUGCAAGCAGCCAGUGUGACUAAGUUGUUGCAUUUGCAAAGGUUGCACUCAGAGCCCUGGCUGAAGAUCCCUCCAUCAGUUCUCUUACAAAAAAGCAAGUCCUCAUCCUUGACAGAGGAGCUCCUAGAUAUCACUCCUGAAGAGGAGCUCUCUUUCGGGUACAACAGUUGUCCGCCUCCACUGAGACUCACUGUAGCUCGGCAUCAAAGCAUCGAUGUCAAAGACUCUACUAGUCUGCUUAGAGCUUUGGAGAGUGAAGGCAAACAAACAAAAGGCCAAAAAUGGCUGAAUAGAAAGAUGUCCUAUGAUGGGGAGUUACUACCACACUCCUCACAUCAAAAUCUCAAACAAACAUCAAUUUCAGACACUUUCCCUGUGGACCGGGACUCAGACUGCCUGCCCAAUUUGGCUGUCUCCAGUCUGCGAAACGUGUUUCGUCGUCGUAACAUUGGAAUGGACCACUACAGCUCUGACUCUCAGUUGCCACAAUUCGGGAGGCAACCCUCUGAAGACCUCGGGAGGUCCGGAGGAGGGACCGGUGGAACCGAGAAACGCAAGCUCGUCACCAGCCGCUCCUCUACUCUCUCUGGGUCCAGAGAGUCUUUGGAGAGUCUGGCCCAGAGGAGAAACCCUGCGAUGCUGGAGCGGAGAGGAUCUGGAGCAUUACUCCUGGACCAUAUCUCACAAACCCGGCCUGGUUAUCUGCCACCUCUCAAUCCACACGCACCCAUACCAGAUAUCAAAGCUAAUAGCAGUGCUGCCUCCAACAGUGGAAGCAAACCUGUGGCAGGAACUACACCCAUUGUUCCAGGAUCUAGACAUUUUGUGCCCUGUGCCCCAAGCCAUCCAAGAGAUCACAAGAACAAGAAGACUCUGCUAAGACGACACUCCAUGCAAACAGAACAGAUUAAGCAGCUGGUUAACUUUGAAGAGAUCUUCGGUCAGUAAACAUUACAUUUUAAGGUUAAAAUAUAAAGACAAGCCCCUGUGAUACAUUUUAGACUGACAUAAAAAUAAUAUUUUAACCAUCCCGUCAAUGCACUUUUCAAACUGGACAAUGGAAAUAUAUGUUAAGUCACUGUUCUAAAAUUUACUGCACUUUAAUGUUGUUCUUUGUGCUCUGUUCUUUAGUAUACUGAAUCAGAAUAAUAAAACUAUUACUGUUAGUAUACUGAAUACAGAAUACUGCUGCUGUUUUAAGUACUCAAACCUGCUUUCUCUCUAAACUUGAUUCAUGUCUGUAUUGUCUAUUUAUUUAUAAAACAGAAUAUAUUGUGACUUGUUGACCUAUUGACUGUAA